This is a messenger RNA of Anisakis simplex (herring worm), 3186 nucleotides long. Lineage: Eukaryota; Metazoa; Nematoda; Chromadorea; Rhabditida; Anisakidae. The record is from the annotation of a GenBank genome assembly.
UUGUGUGAUUUUCAGUGCCCUCUUUGCAUGGAACUUUUGGAAAUUGACGAUAUCGAUUUUUAUCCAUGCAAAUGCGAGUAUCAAAUAUGUCGAUUCUGUUGGCACCGUUUACGAACGGACGAAAAUGGGCUGUGCCCAGCGUGUAGACAACCGUACCCGGAGAAUCCGGUGAACUUUAAGCCGCUUUCGGCAUCCGAUCUGUUGAAGAUCAAAUCCGAGAAGAAACAGAAGCAACAGCAGCAACGAUUGAAGAUUUGUGAAUCACGUAAACAUCUUUCGGCGUAUCGGGUCCUACAGAAAAAUCUCGUUUAUGUUGUUGGCUUAUCGACGAGGGUCGCAGAUCCGGAAAUUCUGAAGAGGCCGGAAUAUUUUGGGAAAUACGGUCGUAUUCUUAAGGUGGCUGUUGGGUCGUUUGCAUCGUCGAAUGGCCCACAGUCAGCGUCCUGUACAGCUUAUGUAACUUAUGCGAAAUACGAGGAUGCGUUAAGAGCUAUUCAGUCAGUGAAUAACGCACAAUUGGAUGGUCGUAUUGUGAAGGCGUCGUUAGGUACAACGAAGUAUUGUUCGAGUUUCUUGCGGAGUCAGCCGUGUCAUAAACCGGAGUGUAUGUAUUUGCAUGAUGUGGCUGAUAACGAAGUAAGUUUCACGAAGGAUGACAUGCAUUUGGGUAAGCAUGCUGAAUACGAGAAGAAACUCAUCGAGACAACACUGUUGAAAGAUAAAGCGAAUCAGAAGGAUACCAACAGACCGUGUCUUAUCGCGAAUAAUCGACAGAAACAUUCACAAAGUAAAAGUGCAGAACGGAGUACAUCCCUGUCAACGCAUGUGAGUAGUGGCGGUGGAGCUGGUUCAACAGAUAAAACGCCCGCAGUGAACAUCACUCAGCAGCAGCAACAGCAGAACACAACAUCAUCAUCGUCUUCGUCAUUAAGUAGCAAUUGUAAUUCGAGACGUGCCAAUCGAUCGGGAAGUAGACCACCGAAUGAUGUUAUUACCUCACGAGAGAAGACGAAUCGUACACCGAAUAACGAGAUGACGAAGAAUAAAUCGGUGGAAUCGAAUCUGAAUAAUCAUCAUCAGUAUCGUCAUCAUCACAGUAGAGAGGCGUCUGGAGGAUCGGAUGAAAACUCAAAACCGGUCAUAAAUAAUAUAAAACGAACUAAAGACGAUGCAACAACGAGAACGAAAUCGACAGCGAUUGGUUCUCAUUGUCAUAAUCGUAAUCACAGUGGCGGUGAUAAUAGUAUCAAUGAGAAUAUGAGUGUGAGUUCGUGUGAUGAUGACGAUACAUCUCAGCAGCAGCAGCAGCAGCGUGUUUGCAGCAAGAGUGAAUCGAGUAAGGCACAAAAACAACAUCAGAAGCAACAUCAUUCGCCUACAUCAAAUACACUGAGAUCACGACUGGUGCAGUGGACAUCGCCCGAACGAGCGUUGCCCAACGAUACGACAAGACAUAGUAGUUGUGAAAACAUUGAGAAGAGUAAACAAAUAAUAAAAGAAGAGCAGACGUCUUUGUCGUGUACCGAGCUACGAUCAGAUGGUGCUGAGGUAGAUGAGAGUUUGUCAAACUCAUCGAAGAGUAAUCGAAAGCAAUCAGACGAUUCAACGAAAUCAUUAUCAUGCCAAAAAGUAUCUGGUACAUCAGUGGCUAGUACUGAUAAUGCGAAUCAAUCGAAUGAUGCUAAUAAAUGUGUAUCUAUUAUUUUUGCUUACUUACUACGUAUCAUUUCUGUAAGUAUCAUGUGCACUUUCGGGUUGUUUCAAAAUCGGCAUCGUUUCAUCGCCGAUAUAAGCUCAAAACUUGGUGGCGGUUGUUAUUAUUUGAUGGUGGCGAUUGCAGGAUUUGAUCCCUUCUCGGAAUCAGCGAAAGGGUUAGCGGAUUUAUUGGAAGAAGAAAAAUCUCAUCAACCGACUUUACAAAAGAGCAGUGCGUCAAUGCCGUCGUCGAUGAUGUGUCUGGGUGUUGGUAUGCAACAGUGCGGAGGAUGGCCAUCGGUUGCUGCUCUGAACGGAUACAGUAACGGUGCAGCGUAUGUCACAACGACGAGCAUCCCAUCGUCGACAUCGCCACAGUGCAAUGUCCUCUCAAGACUGAGUGCAAUUCAACUACCGAACGCCGCCUAUUAUCCGGGCGGCGUGGUGACCACGUCGAGCACCAACAAUACGCCAACACCAACUGCAGUUGGUGCUGGCGCUUGUUCGGAUUAUUUCAACUCGAUGCCGAUGGCAGGCAUGAAUAUGGCUGCGAUGAUGAGCAUGGGUGCACUGAAUGCGGUCAGUAUGCCAUCGAACACCACCGUUAACAUGUCGUCGUCGAAUAUGUUAACGACAACCAAUGCUGCUGGUCAGUGUGAUUUACAACAACAACAAGCAAAGACGAAUCUCUUAUCGUCUUCCAAUUCCCUUUCGUUCUAUUUGCCGUCUCAACAGCAACAACAAGCACAACAACUUCAAAAUCAGAGCCAUUUACAUUCAUCGUCGUCCUACACAAGCAAUGGUUCCAAUCCGGCUGUAAGCAAGUGUUUAUCGCAGCUCUCUCAGUUGUUAUCAAGACGGCCCUACUCGGACCCUCCACCAGGUCUAUCCUCCAACGGCACCUAUCAGGCAUACAGCAAUGGCGCCUAUCAGGCAUCGCCAUCACCAGCCACCAACACCUAUUCAGCAGUUCCAUUCGUUACACAACCGUCCAACAACAACACCGCUAUUCCACCACCAUCGAAUGUGGCGGCAGCACCGUCGAUUGACAGUGCGCAAUUGAGUGAAUGGCAACAAGGCUUGAAAGCACUCCUACCGAACGUCAACGUUCGAUUCGUGUCUGAGCUGAACGCUGCUGGCUAUCCAUCGACGAAAUCAUUGACCUCAGCAACUCUUCACCAGCAGUCACAGUCCCCAGGCACACCACAACACCAACAACAACUGCACUCGAACAGAUCUGUGGCUGCAAUGAUCGCUUACGCAAACGGCAAUAACGGCAAUCAGUCGUCAUCUCCAUCCCAAAUCCCCAUGAAUCCACUAUCAAAUCAAGCGCAAUCUCAGCUCAACUCAAUGCUCUCAACCAGUGCAGCAAUGAACGCUUCUCCGACGACGUCACAGUCAUCGUCGAGCGUUUCAUACGCUCACCACCAACCGGUAGUACCACAGUGGAUGCCUCCACCACCCGGCUUCUCGCAUAUCUCGAAGCGGUAA